GUUUAGUCACUCGCGCUGUGGUAUCGUCGAAGAAUUGUCAGCACCAAAGCGUUCAAGAAAAAAGCAAAGAUUAUUGAUCUGGUGACAUCAUUAGUGGAGAUACGGACUGAUAUUGCGGCCCUGAUAAGCCCAACCAUAAACACAUACUUGUUAAAUUGGGAAAAAAAUGUCACACCACAAGCCUCCUUCGGGACAAAAUCACCGCUCCAGAAGCACGACGCGGAAUCUAAAUAAUGGCCAGCGUCACGAGCAGAACAACUUGGACGUGUCGGUGCUCAAAAAGAGAAACGUUGAUUUGCAGAAGAGAAUCGCCACGCAGAGGAAAGUGGACAACACCGUUCCCAAAAGUCAGCGUCAAAUUCUUGACGAGUUGUUGGUUUCUUUGAAAGAUGAGGCGGAAAGAGGUUUGGCCAGUAGAGAAAGGUACGCAAGGAUAAAAUUAAAGCGACAAGCUCCUCCGCCGCCGCCGUUGCUGCGAAGUGACCACUUUCUCGUCAGCUCAACGCCCGAAUUGGCGAGCGAACCAUCGUCGCCGAAAGAAGUGGUUCCGAGAAGAGCGAAAUUGCGAAAAUCGCUCUCCUUGAGCGGCUCGCGAAUGUUUUUCCAAAAUUUCCUCAACACGAUUCGCAUUUCGUCCCGCAGAAGGAGUCGAUCUCAAGACUCGAUUUUCGACAUGGGCUAUUUGGAUCAAGACCAACAGGUAGUUCGGAACGCAGCGAUGAAGGCGCAGCAGCGGCGAGGCACCGUCGUCGGCACCGCCAACCAAAAUUCGAGCCACGUGCGCUCUCUGUCCGCCGAGCCGCGAAACGCCUUCGAGAGAGAACCAGAGAGCAGGCCAGGGACCCUGAAUGUGGCCCGACGGCCCGACAAACUUUUCCUCAGCUCGCCGCCCAACUCGAAAAAACGCUUCCGAGAAAAGUCGCCUGUGGUCCGAACGCCGAUUUAUUUUCCGGAAAAAAGGCACCACGUCGUGGACGGCCAUCAAAAAAAAGAGCCCGUCCGGAAGAAGGCCCAAGAGGAAAUCGAUGCUUUUGAAAAGUUGAUUUCCAACUACUUGCAAUUCUCCCUUCCAUCCACUAAUUUGUAAAGGAGUAGUUUUCUCUUAAUUGAAAUAAAUUUAUAUGUAACAAAAUCAAUUAUUAUUAUUGUUUGUGCAAAUGUAUUUUUUUUUUCUUCAAUAGAGUGAAAAUGCACGAUCCCAAUUCUCAUAAUUUGGCACAUAUGAUAAAUUUUACCAAAAGUAGAGAAGAACGCGAAGAGCCAUGUAGGCGGUGGUGAUGAGGCCGACGCCGAAAGCGAGAGCCCUCGAUGGCUGCGGCAGGGGUUUCACUGCGUACACAAAAGUGUGGACGAUUCUGGCGAUGGUGAAAGCCCUGAAGAGGUUGGUGGCCAGGCCCAGGUCGGGGCUGGUCAACACGUACAGGAAGGAGACGAACA
Molecule: messenger RNA, 1437 nt
Organism: Neocloeon triangulifer
Lineage: Eukaryota; Metazoa; Arthropoda; Insecta; Ephemeroptera; Baetidae
Exons: 5
Coding region: 167-1087 (306 amino acids)
Source: RefSeq, a predicted model, not a curated record